AUGCCAACAUUUGAUAUUUCGUCAAUCGUUUAUCGUCAUAUAGAAAAACAUGAACAACAACUGGCAUUGGAUAUAUGGUGUCCUACCUUCAAAACUACCCCUGAUGUGGAAGGACGUUACUUUUUACCUGAUACAUCACCACGUUAUCAAGAAGGUGACACAUUAGGUGCAUGGCACAAUGAUAAAUUAGUGAGCACAGUGCAUAUGCGACGUCUUACAAUACGAUCAAGUGAGAACAAUGAGCAGUCUUUAUGUGGUUGUAUUAGCAAUGUCGUUACUGUAGCCGAAUAUCGAAGACAAGGUCUAUCCCGACGUCUAUUACAAAUGGCUGUUGAUAAGAUGGAAGAAAGCAAUGAAUUCGAUAUUUCAAUGUUAGGUACGAAACAGCCCAAUCAUUUCGUAUCUUUCGGAUGGGAACAAAUACCUGAACCCAUUCAAGUUAUGAUCGAUUGGAAAACUAUCAUUUCGCCUAGCACAAAUGCUAAAUGGUGUUCAAUAUCGAAUAUUUCAUGUCAAGAUUUUGAACUCUUGCUGAAAAUCUAUUCGAAUAAUCCACGUAUCUAUCAAAUGGAUAGAUCUCCACUGACAGUGUUCCAACAGUGGGUGAAAGGAAGGUGGCAAAACAAUGCAGCGAUUGUCUGCCUAUAUGAACAUGAACAAGAACAAGGUUAUGUAGUGAUCGGCAAUCUUGAUAGUGAAAAAGAUGUAUGUGUACUGGAAUGGCGAGCACCAAGUAUGAAUCUAGAACAGAAACUUUUGUCUUUAGCAGCAGCAGAGAUUCGACAGCGUCAUGGUUCAACAAAAUCUAUUCAUUUGUUUGCGUUGCCACAAUACAUGACGAUUGAUGAGUUGACUGAAUGGGCUGGUCCUGUUCAAAUUGGUAUCAAUCAAGAUAUAAUGAUGCGUAAUAUUCGAUUACCAACCGAUAUUUAUGAGAAGAUUAAAACUGCCUACUCUGACGGUCGUGCUGUCUUUUGGUCAGGUGAUUAUUUUUAA
Rotaria sp. Silwood1 is the source of this 996-nucleotide messenger RNA. Lineage: Eukaryota; Metazoa; Rotifera; Eurotatoria; Philodinida; Philodinidae. The record is from the annotation of a GenBank genome assembly.